AUGGAAAAUGUUUGUGAACGUGGCUCCAGAUUAAGAAGCGUGUCAGAAAAGUGUUGGGGUGCCACUAAUUACUAUUCGGGAAAAGAGGCUGUUUUACGUGGCUACUCUAGGCCGGUUUGGCUAUGUUUUGGUCAUGCAAAAAAAUUGCAAGUGGAAAGUCAAAGGAGGUGCUGUUUUCCAAGUGAAAAUGCCGGCACGCAAAGGAACAAUUUACUGCCAUGUCCGCAGAGGAUUCUCACCGUAGCAACAAACCUUGAAAACUACCAAGGAGGUGCAUUUCUUUGCCCAAGCCACCUAAAUCUCGUCGACGAAGCUCCCAUAUUUACCAACCACGCUCUCUACAAACCCCCUACUACGAGAAAGGUAUGUUUCUUUUACACUCAAACAACAAUCAAAAUGUACAGAAACAGAUCAUACAUUCUUAGUUUUGUUUUAGAAAAUAUUCAUAUUUUGCAUUAAAUUUUGCCCUAUACAUUUGUACACAAAAUGUACUACUUCAGUCCUAUGUACUACCCGAGAAAAGAAAACAACUUGGAGGGAUGGAACCUCUCAGACCGCCCCUUUGCAGAGUGUUAAUGAGCUAGCAGAGGCAAAACAAUUAAUUACCAAAUUACAGAGCGAAAAUGUGGCAUUAAAUGAAAGAUGCAACAAGCUAGAAGGUAUUGUAUUGACGUACUCUUAAUUUCCACACAUUCAAAACAAAGACGACUAGUUUCAACCUUUAAUAGAAAUAUUUUUUUUAUUAAUUUUCAGAGCCAACUUUUGAUGAACAGUUCAAAACGUUCCACAAGUGUCUCACUAAACAUUACAAGGAUGGAGGGCAGCGGCUAUACGACCCUGCAGGCAUGGAAAAAUUUGCCAAUGAGUGCACCCCUGGAUUGUUCGACCGUGCCUUGUGUCUAGUCAAGAAUGAUGAAAAACAACAGCUUUCUAAGAAAAGACAUGAAAUACUGAGACUGCGAGUUGUGGCACUGCUUCAUCAGCUGUCUUACUUUACAAACCAAGUGUGUAUAAUAAUAAUAAAAAAUAAAAUAAAUAAUAAUACUAAUAAUGAUAAUGGUAAUGAUAAUGAUAAUAAUAAUAAUAGUAAUAAUAAUAAUAAUAGUAAUAAUAAUAAUAAUAAUAAUAAUAAUAAUAAUAGCAGGAACCAUACUUUAGGAAGACACUUAAAUUAAAUUAAACACCAUGGUGUGUAAUAGACAUAAGUGUUGCUUGUUUGUUUUCAACAGAAAAACAAUCCUUUACAACAAGACUGUGGGUUACACUUGUCCUUUCAUGGUGCCAGUGAUGAUGCUUUGACAGCUGGCUCACUUCUGGGGUUUAGCACUUACCCGAGAAGUGUGCUAAAUCAUAAAAAAGGAUUGUCUGGAAAAAGCAUUCACAAGACACAAGCGAUCGUUGAGAGUGCCAUAAAGGUACAUGUAUUUACAUACUGAAACAAUUCAUUAUUAAACAUCUGCCACUGCACAACACCCUGGCCAAAACAAUAAGUUGACACAAGGUGAGGUGGCUGGAUGUAAAGAAGCAGGGGCUAAAUAGAAGGCACAAGGACCUUGUAACAAGGAGACAAAAACAACAAAAAUAGAGUGAUUUUAUUUGAACCGUGAAACAGAUAUUAACAAACAGUGCAAAAUAGCAAGAGGUAAACAAAAGAAGACAAUGGAAUUAAUACAUAAUAGUGCGUAGUAUUCUAAAAAGCUGUUUCACGGUGUAAGUAAAAUGACUCUAAUUUAUCAGUCCAUAGAUGUACACUGAUCCAGUUAAAAAUUUCCUCCCCAACAGAACAACAACUUCCUCCUGCUCAUUAUAGAUGAUUUUAAUCAACUUCCUCCUGGUCAUUAUAGAUGAUUUUAAUUGUGUCCAGUCUAUAAAAGACCCCAAACAGAGCCAGCUCAGCAAGUGCCUUCACAUGUGUACUGGAGUAGUGGAUCACCAAGAAUCUAUACCUGCAAUGCCAACAACAAGAAACGUCCACCGGGUUGUACCUGUCCGAAUUGCUGGGGGUGCAAUUGUUAACUGCCGGGGAGGAAUUGAUGCCAACAAAGUGAACGAGUUGUUUCAAGAGCAUUUGUCAAAUUAUUUUACAUUCAGUUAUUUAGACUCUCUACCUGCUGAUUUCAGCCAGUUUGACCUGACAAAUGUAAACAAAAGUUUAGUUGAAUUAAGGUAUGAUUUACAACAAAUCAGAAACCUAAAAGUCAAGGUAGUGGUCUGAUAGUCAUUGGGUGCCACAAGCUUGUACAAAUAGAAUAAUAUAAUACUUUUAAGUAAUAGAUUUUAGUAAUGUAUUUCAUCCAAACUUUUCAUGCAAUUUAACACUUUGGCAUAAAUCAAUGCCACAUAAAUUUUAAAAUUAACUGGCACCAUAAAUAUCUUUAUUAUAAAUUCCCCCUCAAAAAUGAAAUUGGCAACUCCCAAUGUCAAUAACUAGUUUUACAUACAGCUCAUCAUAAAUUUUUUUCCACAUACCACUUUGCAUUGUCUCACUAUGUAGGAAUUUGAAAUGGAAAAUUUAAUAUUGAAUGGAUAAUUGACUUUCAAAAAAUGUUGCUUAAGGGUGCCAAAAAAGAGCAUGUACAAUGUUUCAUGAUACAAACAAUAACAAAUACCUUGUAGAGUGUAUACAGAUGAGGCCAGACAUGACUUGGAUUUGCUGUCCAACACUUGGCUAGUAGACGAAUUUGAACAGUCCCUUAAGAGCAAGGCAAAUUAUAGACAAGCAAUGCAGCACCUCAAUGAAGUUUGCUCAUCACUAAGCGAAUACAUGGAAAAGAACCUACUGCUCUUAGCUGGUGAUUGGCCAACAUGGUACUACAACAAGAAGAUUAUAUGCCAGGUUUGGCUUAACAUUUUUAAAACACUUUUAGCAUAAGGAACAAUAAUGAGCAAGGGAUGGCACAAUGGUGAGAGCACUCGCCUCCCACCAAUGUGGCCUGGGUUCAAAUCCCAGCAUCAACACCAUAUGUGGAUUGAGUUUGUUGUUGGUUCUCUCCUUUGCUCCGAGGGUUUUUUUUUUCGCUGUGCACUCCAGUUUUCCCCUCUCCUCAAAAACUAACACUGCCAAAUUACAAUCCGACCGAGAAUUAGGUACACAAGGACCACUUUGUGGAUGUGCUACCUCUGAAUCAAUAUAUAUUUAAUAUAAUAUUCACAGUAUAUUUCUGAAGUGAAACAUUUCAUGCGUACGUAAACAAAUACACACUGAGAGAGUCCACUCUAGUUAAGCAGAAAAACAUUUACAUGUAUGUUAAUCUUAAUAUUACUUAAUAGUAAUUAAUAAUACAUACAGUUUUAAAGUAAGAAUAAUUAUUUUUAUACUGUCAAAGUUUGAUUGUAAACAUUUGCUAAAAAAAAGGUUGCUUACUCUACAGUGGAAACCCGAUGUUGACCCAGACAGAGUAUUGUCAGUGGUGCCAUGGCAGGGGCCCUUCCAUAUCAGUCUGAACUCACAAGAAGAUGUUGGGGCAAAUUUCCGCUGUUUUUUUGAAAAGCUUUACAAACACUUGUUUGGUCAAAGAAAAGUGUUGCCUUCCAAGCCUAAACCACACAGAAUUUCAACUCUCAUCACUACAGCAUUUGGUGGAUGGCUGACUGUAAAAACCGCUGCUCUGCCUGCAUUUGGACAAUGCAAAGACCCAGAAUAUGUCCUUCUUGUGUUUCUUCUGGAUGAAUUGGUUCCACUUGUGUUUUACUUUUAUUCAGUUAUCUUUCGAGGUGGUGACCAAAGGAAGUGGGUUGAUGCCAUGAUACGGUUAGCCCUCAUGUUUAUCAUCCAAAGGCGGCGUCACUAUGACAAGGCCACCCUGUGUCAGUUGAGCGACCUUGUACACCAGCAAGAGGCCAUUCCCAGCUUCCAGGAGCUACUGGAGCAAUGGCUCAAUGAGCUAACAGAAAAGAAAGUGGAAGUUUUCCAUUCACUUCUUCAAAGGUAA
Porites lobata is the source of this 3932-nucleotide messenger RNA. The record is from the annotation of a GenBank genome assembly. NCBI's taxonomy places the organism in Eukaryota, Metazoa, Cnidaria, Anthozoa, Scleractinia, Poritidae.